AUGGCCAAUUCUGUGCACGUCGCCGGAGCGGCAUCACCGCUGGUGACGCCCGAAGUAGCCCCAUUGAUUGCGAUGGGCACCUUGUCACCGAUGCGCAUCUUCGUAUCGCUCGCCGUGCUUCUCGUCUUUCUCCUCGUCGCCUUCUUCUCGCCUCGUAAUGCACCGACAAAGCGGAAAGCACAGCCCAAGGGUAUCAGCACUGUCGUGCUCGCGGGGCCGAUGGGAGCAGGCAAGACGGCGCUCUUCUACAAGGUACGCCCCGAUACACGCCCCGAUACAAAGAGUGUGCAACACAUGCACUUGAGGCUCACCUGGAAUUGUACCCAUCAGCUGUUAUAUAAUCAGCAACCUAUGACGCAUACGUCGAUGGAGAAGAACGAAGCCCUCGUAGAGUCCAAGUGGACGACCGCGAGCAAUGACGCGCCAGGCGAGAAGGGUGCAAAAGAGGUGUGUGCUUCCACGCCAAUUUGCUUGAUUCGGCCAAACUGUAACAGUGUCAUCCGGCUGUUGGAGCACCCGCAGCUCGGUCCCGAAAAGCUUCAACGGCCAUACCAUCUCGUCGACACCCCCGGUCACCCUCGCCUUCGCACUCGAUCGCUUACCCAAUUCUUACCCACGACCGAUCGGGUCGUCUUCGUCGUCGACGCCAUCAAUGGUACCUCGGGCAAGAACGUUCGAGAAACGGGAGAGUAAGAACCUGCUUCUCCUCGCUUCGGCUCUGGUUGUCCGCCAAUUCUCCACCGAGCUGAGCUGAUCCCGGUGCCUCGUUCGCAGACACCUCCAUGUCGUCUUGUCCCUCCUCUCGAAAUUGUCCAGCCUGACUCAUCGGGACCCGCCACCACUCUUGAUUCUGCUCGCCAAGUCGGAUCGCGUACCGAGCAAAUCUUUAUCGCUCACGCUCGACCGAGCCCGCCAGUCGCUCGCCCGCGAGAUGGAACGACGGCGAGUCGCGUCGCACACGUCAUCGAAUCGUGCUGGAGCUCGAUUGGAAGGACUGGAUGCAAUCCCUGCAUCGGCAACCUCUCAAUCGAUCUUGCAGUUGAUCAUGGGGCUGUUCGGCCUUGGUUCGGCGCCGCCACCGUUGGAGCAGGAGGUCGCCGGGGUCGGACUGCCGAGCGAUGAAGCCGAAGUGUUGAAUAUCAGUGCUUUCAACUUCGAGGGAGAGUUCGCAUGGGAAAAGCUUGACGUUCAGAUCGAAUGGGCCAUGGCGAGUGUCAGGGAGGACAAGGCGACACCGGGGGUGGGGUCAACUUCGGGGCUCGAAACUUUGUUGGAAUGGAUCGAGAGGUGA
Messenger RNA from Microbotryum saponariae, 1291 nucleotides. The record is from the annotation of a GenBank genome assembly. NCBI's taxonomy places the organism in Eukaryota, Fungi, Basidiomycota, Microbotryomycetes, Microbotryales, Microbotryaceae.